Humulus lupulus (European hop) is the source of this 645-nucleotide messenger RNA. RefSeq names its product late embryogenesis abundant protein At1g64065-like. NCBI's taxonomy places the organism in Eukaryota, Viridiplantae, Streptophyta, Magnoliopsida, Rosales, Cannabaceae. The transcript has a single exon. Bases 1 to 645 code for a protein of 214 amino acids. The record is from RefSeq and is a predicted model, not a curated record.
AUGGCAGGGAAUAGUGAACAAGUAGUGCUUGCUCAUGAUGAUGAUGAAGUCGACUUUGAAACUGCUUCGAUGGAGUCCGAUUGCUCAAAGGAGUUGCAAUCCAAGAAAAGCAUGAGACGAUUCCAUUGCGUGGCAGUAAUCGUAUUGCUCCUAACUGUGAUGGUUAUUGUGAUUUCAACAACAUUCUUUCAUGUCAACGCUCCCACGUUUCGAAUUCGAUCAAUCACCAUUGAUGAGCUCAGAAUGAUGAGUAGCUCAAACACCAUUGACAUAAAAUUCGAAGCCCAAAUAGGCAUAAAGAACACCAACUUCGGCCACUUCGAUUUCGAAGAUACCUCAAUUAGCUUCUUUUACAGGGGAGUUCAUGUUGCCCUAGACGGUGAUGGUGAUCAUGAGUUGAUUGAGAAAGGCAAAGUCAGAGCUCGAUCAACCAAGAAGAUUAAUUUCUCGGCUGAAAUUGGGACCACCAAUUCGAUUUCGAUUGAUGACAUCGAAUGCAGAUGCUUGACUUUGACUUGUAAGGCCACCAUGAAUGGGACAAUUCACUUGAUGAAGUUGAUCAAGAGGAGACGAUCUUCUGAGAUGAAUUGCACCAUCAAUAUUGACUUGUAUAAAAAAGCUGUCUUUGAUAUAAAAUGCAAGUAA